UGAGCUUGAGAACGAGCUGAAGGCUGAACGUUCGCGCCUCAGGACCAUGACGGCCGAGCAAUCCCGCAUUGAGCGAGAGAAGGAGGAGAUUGUUCUGCAACUACGCCGUGCGGAAUCUGAUAUGGCAGAUGUGAGGAUUCACCUCCAGCGUCUCAAGCAGGAGAAUCAGGAUUUGGAGACAAAGAUACGCUGUACGUCAAUUGUCCGUCACAGAUGCACUGCCCUAAUUUCCCCAUAGCCGGUGCAAUUACGCAGAAGGCUGACAUGCUUCAGAAGAAGGUAGCCCAGAAUGCCGAGAUCAUAGAGCAAUUGCGACAAGAGAGAUCUCUUCUCAUGGCUGACUUCAAGCAGUUGCAGCAACAUUACUCCGAAGUCUCUGAGCACGCCAAGAAGCUUCGCGAGGAGCACGCCGCGUCGCAGACUACGCACGACGAGCGCCGGCAUCAACUGGACCUUCGCCUACUCGAGAUCGAGGAGUUGAAGCAGGCUUUGUCGGCUCAGGCAGAUGAGCUGCAACGUGCGGAAUCUGAGAAGAAGCGUAUUGCCGCAGAGAAGAGCGAUGUCGCGCGCUCUGUAGCAGAGCUAGAAGCCGAUCUGCAGAGAGUCAAGAAGAAUGCAGAGGAGUUUGGUCGCGACCUCCAACUGCUUCGUGCCCAGAAAGAGCGCUUGGAGGAAGAGAAGAAGCAUGAGCAACUGAGGGCGGAACGAGCUCAGAAGCAAUCACAGACGCAGAUUCGCCUGUUGAAAGAGGAGCUGGAGAGCCGGCGUGAACAGGCCAAGAUAGUGGACCAGCAGUCAAGGAAUCAUGUCUGCGCUGCUGACGAGCAACAAGUGGCCACUAUGAAGUCGCAGCACAACAAAGAGUGCAAAGGAUUGCUGGUGCAAAUACAUUACCUGAAGGCCAAAUUCACGCGCGAGUCAACACUACGCUCUGAUCUCGGGUACCAGAAGCACUAUCUGCUUGUGCUGCUCGCUCGCUUUGAACGAGACGAGCAGAAGAUCCUGGCCGCAAUAGCCAGGAUCGGAUUCCCCUCCGCAGAGUUGCCUGUGGUCGUGCCUAAGCGGCGAAAGCUCAAGAGCGUCCUGAUAUCUGUGCUUUUCUUGGCGAGCAAGCGAUACAUGGCGUGAACAGUGCGCGUCUAGAGAAGCAAUCAACGCUGCUUUGCAAGAAGUUCGACAACGGAGAGCCGGUACUGAUGGACAUCAUGGAC
Molecule: messenger RNA, 1211 nt
Organism: Laetiporus sulphureus 93-53
Lineage: Eukaryota; Fungi; Basidiomycota; Agaricomycetes; Polyporales; Laetiporaceae
Exons: 6
Coding region: 214-1128 (304 amino acids)
Source: RefSeq, a predicted model, not a curated record